AACGACCUCAACCAGCAGCGGCAACAACACCGACGACAACUCGUACAACCAACACAUUGACUUGCUGUGUUGGAAAUUCCUACUGAUUURUCAAUUAAAACAUACCCGUUGUAUCGCAGCGAAACUCGUCAAUCGAGAAAUAGCAGGUUUCGAUCCAUUCCGCAUUCCAGCGUUAUAAUCUUAACCAAAACAAAAAUUUCCUCCCUCCUCCCUCCAGUUUCAACACUUCCAGAUAGAUAGCGCUCUGUAGAACGACUCGCACUUUCUCGACGUCCACGAACCCACUUGCAUCCAAUCCGUAAUACUCAAGCAAAAAAAUCACAAUGAAGACCACGACAGCAAUCAUCCUCACGUCAACAACCGCAGCCGUUUCCGGUUUCUCCGUCCUCCCCACACAAACAAAGACACACGCCGCCAUCCACACRAACACACAGCUAUACGGAUUGUUUGACGGAGUCAAAGAUGCCUUCACGCAACCACCCUCGUCACUGGAUUCCGAGAGAGAAACACCGAUUGAUCGAUGGAUGGGAUGGAGUGUUGUCUCCGAGAACGAAGUAAAGGAAGGCUCUGCCGCACCAGUUGGUACGUUUUGUUUCCCUUCGUUCCGACUCGAUUGGCUUUGUUGCGAUGCGAUUAUCAGCUGACGCGAUGCGAUCAGCUGGAAACGACUGUGAUUUCCAUGGUAAUCUCGCAUACGCCACCAAUAUCUCACCACCAUUCGGUGUUUUUUUAUGUUGCUGUAUUGCGUUAUCUUGCUCCAUUUUGUUCCGACUCGACAGACUUUGUCGAUUCCAUGGACGAAAAGAAUUACAUUGGCGUCGAGCUGACGAAACCCAUGGGCAUUGUUUUCGAAGAAAACGAUUCGGAAUACGGUGGAAUUUUUGUCCAGUCUGUCACAGAGGAUGGCGCCGCCGCCAAGGACGGGAACGUCCAGGCYGGGGACCAGCUCAUUACGGUGGGCACUAAGAACGUCAGCGGCCUCGAUUUCGACGAWGCCCUCGGGGCCAUCAUCGAGUCCACCGAUGAGUUGACGUCCCUCAGCUUCUUUCGCGGAACGGCCAAGCAAUUCUAUGGACCCACCGGGCCUAGCAAGGAAUGGCUUGGAGCCUUUUGCGAAAAGGGGGGCGUUGCCGCCUCUGCUGCGGCAUCGGAAUGAAGAGUCGGGCGACUGUCGAAUGCAAGUUCCCCACCUUCAAACAUCCAACGACCUUCACUACUAACUAGUACAGUGUUGCACAAAACGAUAUUAUUAUUAUUAUAUUAAUCUUACGAAGAUUAAUCAAGUCCUAAACAAAGCGGAAGACUGUCGACACACCGAUUUGACAAAAACGAAGAAAAGAAACUGCUAUAAUUCCGAUUACAACGCUUAAAUAGACUUUAUUAUGACAU
Molecule: messenger RNA, 1389 nt
Organism: Pseudo-nitzschia multistriata
Lineage: Eukaryota; Bacillariophyta; Bacillariophyceae; Bacillariales; Bacillariaceae
Source: the annotation of a GenBank genome assembly